CUCUUCAAUUUCUUUUCUUGAGUACUGCGUUCAUAAUAGUAUUCAAACAAAAGAGAAAAAAGACACGAAAAACGUUUUUCCGCUUACCUGUAUCUUCCUGUUUGGAUGGGUGCAGGCAAGUCUUAGCAUUUGCAUUCCGUUGCUUGGACUACGACUAUAWCUCUCUCUCUCUCUCUCUCUCUCUCUCUCUCUCUCUCUCUCUCUCUGUGGGAGCGGCGUCCAUCGUUGAAUGAAGGCCCUGACAAGGUGUUUGCGGAAGCUAGCAAGGCUUAAUUAAAUAAAUUGAAUUCAAUUUAAUUCGAUUCGAUCAGAUUGGGAGAACAGCGCGCCUGUUGGGAGAGCAGCGCACCUCCUCCGCCCUCUCCUCCCUCGUUCGGCCUUCUCCCCCUCCCCCCCCCCUCCUCGCGCCUCCGCUCCUCCCUCCGCGCCUCCCGCCCUUUCCCGCGCUUUUCCCCUCCCGACAUCCCCGCGCGUUUGCACCGGAGGCCGCUCGCUCUCAUCUCUCAUCUCAGUCAAUCAAUCAAUCAAUCAAUCAAUCAAUCAAUCAAUCAAUCAGUCCGCUUGAUUGAUUGGCGAUUGCUCUCUCAUAGGUAUAUUAUAUAUGAUUUGAUAUGAUGCCCUGAAGUUUCGACAUGCAUUCAGUAAUUGGGAGCCAAGAUCCUCGCUGCACGACGACCACGCACUCAUCGCGUACUGCGCAGCUUCACGUGGGCAACGGAGGGGACAACCCUGCACCUUACGCUUUUGCCUUCAACGACAAGAAUUUCAGUGACCGGCUUCUUCAUAUCGAGCUAAUUCCAGAGUGUGAAGACUUCAUCUGUCAGGACGUGCAACCGUCCAACCCAGUGUCAUCGACGGGAUCAAAAUCAUAUAGCAAGAGACGGAGAACAAGCAGCCAAGAUGCUGACAACUCGUGUGUCGUGCAGCAGCAUGCAGAUGCAGAGGAACUGCAGACGGGGGGACGGGUUGUGAAGUCCGUUCACAUAUGCUCGGCAAUCCUGGCUGGACAGAGCCCAUUCUUCUACAAACUAUUUACGAGCAACUUUAAGGAAGCUGAGCAGAGGGAUGCCACACUACGAAUUAGGGCCUCAGAGGAAUCGGCACUUAUGGACAUGCUGGAAUUUACAUUUACUGGAAAGGUGAAGGCUCAGAGCUCUCAGGACUUGUUGGACGUACUCCUAAUGGCAGACCGGUUUCAGGUCGAUGCCUGCACCCAUCACUGCACAAAAUUACUGAAUGAGUUUGACCUCACUGUAGAGGAUAGACUCCAGUUUCUUAAUCUUCCAGUGGCGGUGCAGGAGACGGAUGCUGUUAAGAGCCUUAUUGAGGGCGCAAAAGAGCACAUUGCUGUCCAUUUCCGCGACCUGCAUAAGAUGAUGAACGAAGCGUUGACACUGCCUCUGCCAGGUGUGGAGAUCCUGCUGGAAAGUGAUGCGAUAAACGUCUCGUCGGAGGACAUAGUGUUUGAUUUCGUCAUAAAAUGGGUGCGGCAGCACACACAAGACCCCGUGGAGAGGCAAGAGGUGUUCAAACGGUUGAUUCAUCUGGUGCGAUUCCCUUGGAUGUCGAACAAGCGCUUGAUGAGGGUCUGCUCCUCACCGGAUUUGGAUCAGGAUUACAUUAAAAAAAUGGUUAUUGAAGCCCUUUUAUUCAAGGCCGAGUCCCCCUUUGGACGGCAGAAAAUGGCGAAGGAAGCGGAGGAGAAACAUAAGAGGUUCCGAGAGAGGUCGUACAAACUCAGGCCGGUGAAAGCGGUGGCCUUUGACAAUCCAUGGCCCCAUUGCAUUGUAUACCUGGACUUGAAAAUCGAGGAGGUCCGCAAUUUGUGGCCGAAAGGACACAUCUACUCGCAGUCAUUCCACUGCGGCGAGCACGAGUUCUUUAUGUCCGCUCAGUGCAAUGCGAACAAGGAUUCCAACUUGAACACUUUUGGACUCUUCCUUGGCAUGCAUGAGCGGGGUGCUUCGGCAGCCACAGUGGUGGUGGACUACGACUUUUCCGUCCGAACAGUUCCCUCCAUGCAGUUCGUGAGCAGGGUGAAUAGCACCUACACUUUCACAAGUGGGAAGGUGGUUGGUUAUCGAGACCUGUUUCUAUUGAAAUGGGAAAACUUCGUUGCAGACAAUAGCCCAUUCUUCUUUGGUGGUGUUUUGUACAUUCGAGUUGAGCUAUCACUGAAGCAGAAUGGCAAUCGACCUCCAGGUACGUAAGCGAACACUACACAACAUCUAGUCUUAUAGCUUAGAUCGCCACUACCUCCUCCAAUGGCGCUGACGCUCCUGCUAUGUAGUCAACAGGGCAGCGGAUACCUCAAAAGAACAGGACAUGGUGGCGAUACAUGAGCAUCCAGGGCCAAAAGUGUGAGGUGCAGCAAGCACACGGAAAUGGGAGUGCGAGGUUCGGCAUAAUAGCCUGGAAGUUGUUGUCGAUCAUUGGAUCGACUUCGUCAGCACUAAGCUAUGCUUCGUGUCAGCACCUUAGCUGUGGGAGCACAAGCUAGGCUUUACCAAAAAGCAGCUGAUGAAUCUCUUAACUGUGGUAGCAUUGCUUGUGCCACACACAUGGGCGGGUCUGCCUGUAGGCGUCGGGAGGUCGGUUGCCUCCUGAAAUGUGGUUCAGAAAGGGGGGGAGGAGCGUGUUUGCCUGUUAGGCACAGGGAGGUCUGCUGGUUAAACAGGCUGACCCUGCAAAUUGAAUAAAGAAACCCGUGGCAGUGAGGUCGUCAAUCCAACUGACCAGCUGAAAAAUGCCAGGGGCUCCUGAUAACCAGGGAGGGCGGUCGGAGAAGGUAUUGGUGGAUUCUGGAAACUUGGUUGCAAGAAAGAUAUACGAGGAGUGGGUCUGCCUGGAGGCAUGAUGAGGCGGUGUUUUGCUUCAGGAAAUGUGGUUGCAGGAAAGGUAGGAGUAGCCCUUCUGUCACCAGAGUGCCGAGACAAGUGUUGUGCUUGUGACGAGGUAUCCUCGUGUUGCUCGGAGGAGUGAAAGGGUAGGCGGAAGCAACCAGCAUCAAUACUAGUGAUGACUAGACAUGGCUGUCUUUCUGGUCGCACAGCUGCUUUAAAAGAAGGUUGCAAGUUGAGGGAGAUCUGCAAGCUGAGAAGGAGACCCGUUGCACCAAGUAGAUGUUAAACUGUCAAAGGAAGCGUGAGGUGUUGUUGGAGUGACGGGACCGGACACUUGUCCUGCAGUCAAUAGGGGAAGGAUUCCGAAAGAACUAUUUCGUCUCGAGAAGGGUAUAUAGGCGGUCAAGUCGAUGUUCUUUUUACCACACGGCUCUUUCUUGUGGCACGGCGCCAUAUUGGCGAGAAGGAGAGCGGUGGUGGCAUAUGGCGCUCGAGAGAGGUUGAAUGUUCAUCGUUCACACAACAAAGGCAUCAGUUAUGUGCGUGCUGACUGAAUCGCUUAGCAGGGUACCUGGCAAUGGUUACCCUCUGUACAGCGCUGAACAGACUUGGAAGGGGAGAGAGAGGAAGAACUGUGAGGAAGCAUGGAGCGUUGACCAUUUUAGAAGGUUCAGGGAGAAGGAACGGUGUGUGGAGAAGUGUAGAAAGGCGAACUCGGUUGUGGAGAGUGUCACAGCAAGCCAUUGCAGAGAAUAAAUGCCAAGGAUUGUG
Molecule: messenger RNA, 3614 nt
Organism: Chara braunii
Lineage: Eukaryota; Viridiplantae; Streptophyta; Charophyceae; Charales; Characeae
Source: the annotation of a GenBank genome assembly